This is a messenger RNA of Psilocybe cubensis, 981 nucleotides long. RefSeq lists its product as uncharacterized. The record is from RefSeq and is a predicted model, not a curated record. NCBI's taxonomy places the organism in Eukaryota, Fungi, Basidiomycota, Agaricomycetes, Agaricales, Agrocybaceae. The coding region runs from base 1 to 981 and encodes 326 amino acids. The transcript has 3 exons.
AUGAUAUACUACCCACAGCACCUGCGCUACGCCGGCAUCCGUCUUGACACCGAGCAGCCGCUGUCGUCUGCUGACCACAGCACGAGCACGAGCAACAUGAAGACGAAGACGAAGACGGGCGUGCGAAGCGCGGAGUGGCGGCUCUCGGUGAUUCUGGCGUGGAUCACCGUCGCGCACUUCGUCUUCGUGGCUCUUACAACCGCGUACCUCCUAAGCACCACCACCUUCCCCCCAGCCCCAUCCCCUGCUCCCUUACCCCCUACCCCUCCCACACCCACACCCGCACCCACACCCACACCCACCCCUCACCUCCCCCCACAAAUAUCCGCCUGGGCAACACUCCUCGGGCUCUCCUCCGCCUCGCUCGCAGCCAUCCAAUACGCCCCGCAGCUAGCGCACACGUACCGCACGAGGUUGGUGGGUGCGCUGAGUGUCCCGAUGAUGUGUAUUCAGACGCCUGGUGGUGUGUUGAUGGUGUUGAGUAUUGUGUGGAGGCCUGGGACGAAUUGGACGACUUGGAAAAUCCGCCAGCGAAGAUUGGGAAUUGACGAUUUUGGGAAUGCGCUCCUUGACCCGGCGUCGUCUCCCCCCACCUCUACGCACAACGCGACGUACGGCGCUACAGACACAAACGCAAACGCAAACACAUCUACGACCACAAGAGCCGGAAACGUAGAAAACGUGUCAGUAGAAGAGGUGGAGGAUAUCGUACCAGUCCCGGGUCUAGUGACGACACCAUCGGAAGACCCGCGCGCUGUACGCGCUGUGUUGGCUGCUGCGCUCGAGUCGGCGGCGGAGAGUCGGUUGGUGGAUGUGGGGGAUGAGCGGACGCCGUUGUUGGGUGGGGGUGGGUCUGGUGUUGUGGGUGCGGGUGCGGGUGCGAGCGGGAGUGGGGGUGGGGUUGGGGGUGGGACGGGGGCGGGGAGCAAGCAGGUGAGCGAGGAGGUGAAAGGGUGGCAGGCGUGGUUUCGCCGUAGAUGA